GACCUCAUACGCAUGCUCAUUUUACACUUGUACGACUUCCGUUUAUGAGACCACUGAGAACAAAAAUUGUGAAAAAGGAUGAAUAUCAAUGACAAACAGCCAGAAGAUGUUUCCAAAGAUGAGUGGAUGCAGAAGCUACAUAGUCUCCAUAUCACGAGGGCAGACAUGAACAGACUUAUUAUGAAUUAUUUAGUAACAGAGGGAUUUAAAGAGGCAGCAGAGAAGUUCCGUAUGGAGUCCGGCCUGCAACCAGAGACUGAACUGGACAGCUUGGACGAUAGGAUUAGGAUAAGAGAUGCUAUACAGCAGGGCAGGAUACAAGAAGCUAUUGCCCUGGUCAACAACAUUCACCCAGAACUGCUGGACAAUGAUAGAUACCUGUACUUCCAUUUACAACAACAACAUCUUAUAGAACUUAUCCGUGAAAGAAACAUAGAAAAUGCAUUGGAUUAUGCACAGACACAUUUAGCAGAAAGAGGUGAAGAAAAUCCAGAAAUUUUAACAGAAUUAGAAAGAACUCUUGCCCUUUUGGCAUUUGAAGAUCCUGAAAGUUCCCCAUUUGGGGAUCUUUUGCAUCCUUCCCAGAGAUACCAGGUUGCAAGUGAACUUAAUGCAGCCAUUUUGGAGAUGGAAAACAGAGAAUCAACUCCAAAACUUGCAAAACUGUUAAAACUUUUGCUAUGGGCACAAGAUGAACUAGACAAGAAAAAGGUCAAAUACCCAAAGAUGAUAGACCUUGCCAAAGGAGAAAUAGAUGAUGCAAAAUAAUAUUCUCUCAACAGAAUUGUUUUAUUUGAUGUUAUUGCAUUUGUUCAUGCCAUCAGCUGUUUUUCUGUCAAUGUGGAGAAUUUUACACUAUACAUUUUACACUCUAUAUUUCACGGGAACAGAUAUUUUAGAAACAGAUUAGCUAUCUUAUCACUCAAAUGUUCAGCCUCAUCCAAAAAGCAAAUGAUAUGGGCUAUCAAACAUCAAGAACAGCAUGCCCUCUUGUCAAAUAUGGUUUACAUACAAAUGCUCAAAUAAAAAACAAUGAAUAGGGUAUGCCCCUUGCUGCAAUAGAACCCAAAUGAAUUAAUUUCAAUUUUAUUUAAUUUUUUCAUAUUUUCUUGAAAAUUUCAAUACAAAUAAACUGUAUU
This is a messenger RNA of Lingula anatina, 1139 nucleotides long. Its product is annotated as glucose-induced degradation protein 8 homolog. The record is from RefSeq and is a predicted model, not a curated record. NCBI's taxonomy places the organism in Eukaryota, Metazoa, Brachiopoda, Lingulata, Lingulida, Lingulidae. Gene Ontology annotation, molecular function: protein binding.